Messenger RNA from Maniola jurtina (meadow brown), 773 nucleotides. RefSeq lists its product as uncharacterized. The record is from RefSeq and is a predicted model, not a curated record. The transcript has a single exon. Bases 6 to 725 code for a protein of 239 amino acids. Lineage: Eukaryota; Metazoa; Arthropoda; Insecta; Lepidoptera; Nymphalidae.
UGAACAUGGAUAGAAUCAAGAAAAGUUUUAGUGCGAACCUCGAUGCGUUAAUAGAAAAGAUCCGAACGGAAAGUAAUAGGCAAUCCGAAGAUGAAUUCAUAAAUACCAGAAGAUUAACCAUAGAGUCACCAUAUAAACCAUUUGAUAUGGGACCCUCUCAUGAUAUAGAUAAACAAAUAACAGAUUUAGAAAGUUUAAUUAAACGUUUGCAAGACGAAAUCGUUGAUAUGACUACUGAGGCGAAUAAACCUUUGGAUAAAGAAAAUUUGAGAGACUGGUUUACUAAAGCGCAUUACAAUUUUGAUAUCAAUGAAGAUAAUAGAAACAAUACAGACUCAAAUAAAACAAAUACAAGUAAUACAAAUAAUGGCACAGAUUCUAAUGAUGUAGAUAAAAAUUCGAAUCAAACAAACAGUCAAGUUUUUCCUCUUAUAAUAUCAAAUAUCAAUCCAUUAUUAGCAGGUCAGUGUGUCACUGAUGAUUUUGUUAGUCGUAUUAUUUCUCCAAGCGUUUCAGAACUUACAGCUAACUUCACAGAAAUAAGAAAGAAUUUUUCACUGCUUUGGGAUGAAGCUGAGGAUGAAGUUUCUAAAAAGAGUGAGGAUGUGAAAACUAUUGAUAGUGAAGGUACGUUUGCUGUAUUAAAAGAUGUAAUUAUUAGUGAACAUAUGGAUAACGGAGGUACUGGAAUGCCUUUAUGUAAUUCCGAGAAGGAUUUGAAUUGAAAAGAAAGAAAUUUCUUGAUAAAAAUAUUUGUAAAAUUUAAAUAAAAG